GUGAAUGCUGCAUCCAAGGGACAUCUUCCCGUCGUAUUGUACCUCUUGACAAAGCAGUCGGCAGACCCGUUUGUUCGAAACAACUGGGGCGAAACUGCCUACGACGUGGCGGCAGCGGUGUUCGAAGUAUGGAUAUGUGAGGUUUUGCAGAAGACGGAAGCAGAGCACUGGCAUAUUAACGAUGUGCCAUAUAAUCCUCUGGCAGUUCAUACGACUGUGCCACUGGUGCUCUAUGAGAAUCAACGUCUGGAUGUCCGUUUGAAAACCCUCGCUGUCUCUGGUGGGCGACCCAAGUUCUCUGCAUCAGGUCUCGGUCGACACGGUCGCCGCGCCCCGUUUGAAUUGCGCUUGCCCGUGCCGGAAGCCAACACCGGCAGGAAAGAGAUUCCCGCUUUGCGCAGCGAUGUGCAGUUGCCACUGCGAGAAGAUCCGUGGACGUUACCAAAAUCCGGUUCUGCAAGAGAGGGCGCUGAGAGAAGCCACUUCUGGCUAUCGGACUGGACUCUUGACGUGACACAUCCCGGUGUGGAUGCGGAAGACGGGUGGCAGUAUGCUCACAGCUUCGACGACCCGGAUGAUGCAUGGACAGCGGAACUGCCGCUUCAGCUCGAGAGGCUGCUCAGCGGCAGCGGCGCCGUCACCGCUGGUCUUGGUGGAAGCCGAUCCCGAAGCAGCAGUCGAGGACGGUCAAGUUCCAGCUCGCGGCACGACUCGUCACACUCGCAGUCUUGGGUCCGCCGACGUCGCUGGGUCCGCGUUAUGCGUCGGAGACUCGACAUUCCGCCGCUUCCCUUCUUGCAGCCGGACGGCGCCAUGUAUAAUCUAACUGCGGAUGGGUCUCUGAUACCAUAUGUUGAACAAGAUGAGGAUGUCAGCGACAGCGAUGGACAAGAGCUGGGCGCCAUGUCGAGUACAGGAUUGUCGUCGGCGCAAGACUACGUCGCGCGCGCAAGGUAUCUGGCGGGCACUCAGGAUGGCGACGCGGAAUCAAGUAAUGGCGCGCAAUCUGCUUUAGAAGCUCGGCGUGCUAUAGCCAAGCUGGAACGUGCCACUACAGAAUUGAGCCAAGGCAUACUAAAUGAUCAGGACUCGGAACGUAAGACUCAGGCUGAGGUGCUUCUUAACACAUACGGCCGCGAGCUGAAUCGACGCCGUCUCUCUGCUGGCGCUCAAGGGCUGUUUUUCUCUGGGGAUGACGGAAAUGAAAUUGAUUCCGAUGAUUCUGAUGACGAGUUUCACUAUCCUGGCUCAGGAUCCACGAGUACCCCCCGGCCAUCAUCAGUGAGGUCUUCGGGGACAGAUUACUUCAGUAGCCGGCCGAGCGGAACGCGAGGGCCAGCCGAUCUCACUCCUCAUCUCUCACAAGCUCCUGAGUUUCGAGUGCCUACGCAUGAAGCUCCGCAGAAAGUACUAUUGACUCGCUGGACUCCGCCCACUCCUCAUCAGGUCCAUGCGCAGUGGGAGAGAGAUGAGGUGGUCAGCGAGUGUAGAGAAUGUCGGCGCCGCUUCAACUUCCUAAAUCGUCGACACUGUCGCCGAUGUGGACGAAUAUUCUGUGACCGCUGUUCUUCCUGGAGAGCCCUUCUUGACCCAUCGGACGUCGUACAUGAUCCGUCGUUUCCGGAAACGGACAACGUGCCCACCCUGCAGCGAGUCUGCCGACCAUGCUACGAAGAGGCGACGGCCGGCGUGCCCAGCGGUCUUAGCUCAGCGCGGACGACAUCAAUGGAGCGCAUCGUCGUGGAUCAGAGAAGGCUAACUGUCCCCAGCCCAUCGAGUGCAGAGUCGAGCUCGCAGCUAAGCGACUUGGCCGAAUGUCCCGUUUGCAAUACCAACUUGGCGGAUCUUGGUCCCGCCUCAGAGCAGGAAGCGCACGUCAGGAAUUGCCUCGAAGGCGGAAGUGGCACGACUCCACAGACAGCGAAAUACCUUGUCUACAAGUUACCAGCGGAGAGCGCCUUGAUCGGUCUUGAAUGUGCAAUCUGUCUGGAGGAGUUUGUCAAAGGCUCUACCGUUGCUCGUCUCAGCUGUCUAUGCAGCUUCCAUAAUGCUUGCUUAUCUUCGUGGCUACAACGAGGAAGAAGUUGCCCAGUCCAUGCCCGCUGA
Messenger RNA from Laetiporus sulphureus 93-53, 2106 nucleotides. RefSeq names its product FYVE-domain-containing protein. The transcript is spliced from 10 exons. The record is from RefSeq and is a predicted model, not a curated record. NCBI's taxonomy places the organism in Eukaryota, Fungi, Basidiomycota, Agaricomycetes, Polyporales, Laetiporaceae. Gene Ontology annotation, molecular function: metal ion binding. The annotation marks the transcript as partial.